AUGGCGGCGAAGUCGGACGGCGUGUUGGGGGUCGGCUCCGGUUUCGCCCAGCUGCGUAACCUGGACGAGGCGGCGGCUGCGGCGGUGGCGGAGGGCCGGGGAGAGGACGGGGAGCCCGGGGAGAGCAGCUCCAUCCACAUCUGUCACUGCUGUCACACGUCGUCCUGUUACUGGGGCUGCCGCUCGGCCUGCCUGCGCGCCCUGCUGCGGAGGGGGAAGGCGCAGAAGCCGCCGCAGCAGAAGCGGGCGCCGCCGCCGGGGGCAGCCCACCGGGACCGGGCCUGGCUGGACUGCCUGUGGAUCGUGCUGGCCCUGCUCGUCUUCUUCUGGGACGUGGGCACCGACGUGUGGCUGGCGGCGGACUACUACUCCCAGCGGGACUACGUCUGCUUCUGCCUGACGCUGGGCUUCGUGCUGGUGCCCUCCGUGCUGGUGCAGAUCCUCAGCUUCAGGUGGUUCGCCCAGGAUUACAGCGGGGGAGGGCUGGGGGCGGUGGAGGGGCUCAGCAGCCGGGGACCCCCCAUGAUGGGCAACACUCAUCAUCACUACUACCACCACCGCCAUCAUCCCUACACGACGACCAGCCCCGGAGCCGACAGGUUGUGCCGCCUCUCUGUCUGGAUCUGGCAGACUGUCAUCCAUGUGCUGCAGAUGGGGCAAGUCUGGAGAUACAUUCGAACCAUGUACCUGGGCAUUCAGAGCCAGAGGCAAAAAGAACAUCAGCGUCGGUUUUAUUGGGCUAUGAUGUAUGAAUAUGCAGAUGUCAACAUGUUACGCCUCCUGGAGACCUUCCUUGAGAGCGCUCCCCAACUGGUGCUACAACUCUGCAUAAUGAUACAGAAGAACCGUGCGGACACACUUCCAUGUGUUUCCUCUGUGGCUUCCCUGAUGUCCCUAGCUUGGGUGCUAGCUUCCUAUCACAAGCUCCUACGGGACUCCCGGGAUGAUAAGAAGAGCAUGAGCUACAGAGGGGCACUUAUUCAUCUCUUCUGGCGACUCUUCACCAUAUCAUCCCGAGUUAUAUCUUUUGCCCUCUUUGCUUCAAUCUUCCAGCUCUACUUUGGGAUCUUUGUAGUAGUCCACUGGUGUGUCAUGGCCUUCUGGAUCAUUCAUGGUGGGACAGACUUCUGUAUGUCCAAAUGGGAGGAGGUCCUCUUCAACAUGGUGGUAGGCAUUGUGUACAUUUUUUGCUGGUUUAAUGUCAAGGAAGGCCGGACUCGAUAUAGAAUGUUUGCUUAUUACACUGUUAUUCUGACAGAGAAUGCUGCCUUGACGUUCCUAUGGUAUCUCUACAGAGACCCUAACACAACUGACUCCUAUGCUGUGCCAGCACUGUGUUGUGUUUUUCUUAGUUUCGCAGCCGGGGUCGCAUUCAUGCUUCUAUACUAUGGGGUGCUGCAUCCCAUGGGGCCACGAGCUAAGAUAUUUGCCAGCUCCUGUUGCGCCGAGCUGCUCUGGGGCAUUCCUUUGCCCCCUGAUGUUGAGCCCAUGGCACCCCAAACCCCUGGGCACCGGGGGGCCCAGGCAACGCCUACCAGAGCAGUGUCGGAGCAACAGGAUGAUCUAGCAGCUGACACAUGCUUGCCCGUUUUCCAGGUGAGACCAAUGGUGCCAUCCACUCCAUCUGGGCGCCCCUAUUACCCAGAGGGGCCCCUCAUAAAGAUCGACAUGCCAAGAAAACGAUACCCAGCUUGGGAUGCUCAUUUUGUUGACAGACGAUUAAGAAGGACUAUCAACAUUCUUCAAUAUGUCACACCCACAGCUGUAGGUAUAAGAUAUAGAGACGGUCCUCUCUUGUACGAGCUUCUCCAGUACGAGUCUUCUCUCUAA
Molecule: messenger RNA, 1830 nt
Organism: Bufo bufo (common toad)
Lineage: Eukaryota; Metazoa; Chordata; Amphibia; Anura; Bufonidae
Gene: XKR6
Product: XK related 6
Exons: 3
Coding region: 1-1830 (609 amino acids)
Biological process (GO): phosphatidylserine exposure on apoptotic cell surface; apoptotic process involved in development; engulfment of apoptotic cell
Cellular component (GO): plasma membrane
Source: RefSeq, a predicted model, not a curated record